AUGGGCUUCCAUCACUUACCACUGCUCGUUUCACUUGUGCUAACUUGUACCGAAUGCUUCAUCGUUCCAGUGACAUUUCUCGGAAACGCCCAGGAGAGCUCGGCCCUGGCGCUCAUCUCACCCAGCACCGCUGACCAACUCCCGUCGCCUUCGGUGCUAUCAAGUCUCGAACAACGCGGGCCCGCGACGGCAAACGGCCGAAAUUUGAACUACAUCGCCACGGGCGCUUUCGAAUUCCAGGCACCCAAGGCCGGUAUCGCCUCCAACUCGACGGCCGGCGAUAUCAAGCGGCCCACGGUCACAAUUUAUCGCUCCGUCAACUCCACCUUCGUAUAUGAAAGAUACUUCCUGCUCACCUUCAUCACAACGAGUAUCCAUAGUCCUUCUUACGCAGCAGCUAUUCCAUCCUCGACGCUCAAUUCCACCAUGGUCUCGCAGGACAUCUUCGCGGAGCCUAUCGAUUGCAAGGCCCCGCCCUCCAGCGUUGCCGUUCGGGACGAUCACCCUGUUCCGCGAAAAGGAAUUCAGUCGCAGGCGCCUCUCCAGACGAACAAAUUUUACUCCAACUUUUUCCUCGGGGAUCAGCUCGGCCCCACCUACACCUUCCCCUACUCGGUGCAAUGGGCGGGCGGCAAGGGCGUGACGGCGAGCUGGGGUCUGUCAUGCUCUCACAUUGAGCCUCACCAGCGUGUCUUCGGACAAGAACGACACAACGGCGCUGCGGCGUACUACCUCAAUCCCGUCGGAAUCCAGUCGAUGGUGAUGUCGGCGAAGGAGUUGGGAAACGAUACCUCUCUCGCCGUCGACAGCAUCACCGCGUUUUCCGCCAGGGUCAGCCUCAGCAAGGAUCGUGAUUCACCCCCGGCCAUCUCCUUCCCCCUGGUCCAGGGGAUGGCUUACAUCACCGCCCAGUACGACGGCGCCACCCCAGUCCUUCGCUCAGGCGUCUUCUUCAGGACUGUGAGUCAAGUAAUCCGGCAACCAAAGGAGCACGUGACCAAAUUCACCUUCCACCUGGAGGAUGGAACUCUGUGGCGUGUGUACGCAUGGAGAACAAAGGGCGAUGACCUCGACCUUGCGGUGAUCAAUAAUGGACUCGCCGAAGCGACGAAGCCAUUCCACGGCAUCAUUCAAGUAUGCAAGGACCCUGCUACCCCGGGGUCAGAAGCCAUGUUGGACGACGGGGCCGGAAUAUAUCCCCUCACGCUCAGCUUGUCUGGCACGGCAUCCGGCUCCGAGGGCACCUAUUCGUUCAAUUUUAGUAGGGGUGGUCACCAGUCCGGCCACCUGUACAUGUAUGCCUUGCCUCAUCACAUCGACUCCUUCGACGAUGAGACCAGGGGCCAAACCCAGAUGGUCCAACUUCCGACGACGACGAAGGGCAUGGCCUCGCUGGUCAGGGGAGUACGGUGGACGCUGGUAGAGCCUGGAAUGCCCGUCGAUGUAGGUUUCGCCCCCUGGCAUCCCGAGAAAGGGAGCAUUGAGAAACUGUCCGACCGGGCGAAGCGCACCAUACGGGCGGCUGCUGCCAAGGAAGUGUCGCAGAACAUGAUUGCGCAGUCGAACCUCAACUCGAUGUACUUUAGCGGCAAGGCACUCGCCAAGUUCGCCACCAUCAUGUAUGUUGUGGACCGCCUCAUCGGAGACAAAACUCUGGCGGAGACUGGCCUGGGUCAGCUGAAGGCUGCCUUUGACAUAUUCGCGGCAAACAAGCAGGAGUUUCCGUUGGUGCGCGAAACUGCCUGGGGUGGUGUUGUUUCCUCGGCGAGCUAUUCCACAGGAGAUGCGGGCGUCGACUUUGGCAACACGUAUUACAAUGAUCACCAUUUCCACUACGGCUACCACAUCUUGGCGGCGGCGACCAUUGGCCACCUGGACCCCGACUGGGCCAAAGCGAAUGCGGACUAUGUCAACAUGCUGGCGAGGGAUGUUGCGAACCCGAGCCGCAAGGACAGCUACUUUCCCAUGUGGCGCAGCUUCGACUGGUAUCACGGCCACAGCUGGGCUCAUGGUCUCUAUGCCGCGGCGGAUGGCAAGGACCAAGAGUCGAGCUCGGAAGACAUGAUGCAUGCGUACGCCCUCAAGAUGUGGGGGCAGGUGAGUGGCAAUACUGAUCUCGAAGCCAGGGGCAACCUGCAGCUCGCGAUCCUCUCUCGCAGCCUGCAAAAUUACUACCUGUACAAGAAGAGCAACACGGUGCAGCCGAAGCAGUUCAUCGGAAACAAGGUGGCCGGAAUCCUGUUUGAAAACAAGAUUGACCAUACGACGUACUUUGACCCGAGGAUUGAGGCAAUCCAGGGAAUACACAUGAUCCCCAUCCUUCCGCCGACGCCGUUCGUUCGCUGCAGGGAUUUUGUCGAGGAAGAAUGGGAGGCGUUCUUCAGCAACGGUCGGAUAGACGAUGUACGCAACGCCUGGAAGGGCAUAAUAUAUGCCAGCUACGCAACCGUUGCGCCGAGGAAAGCGUGGGAGUUUUUCACGUCGAGUACUUUUGAUGCUCAAUGGCUCGAUGGGGGCGCGUCGUUGACCUGGUUCUUGGCCUAUGCUGCAGCUCUUGGUGACAUUUGA
Molecule: messenger RNA, 2568 nt
Organism: Drechmeria coniospora
Lineage: Eukaryota; Fungi; Ascomycota; Sordariomycetes; Hypocreales; Ophiocordycipitaceae
Product: glycoside hydrolase family 81 protein
Exons: 6
Coding region: 1-2568 (855 amino acids)
Cellular component (GO): cell surface
Molecular function (GO): glucan endo-1,3-beta-D-glucosidase activity; endo-1,3(4)-beta-glucanase activity
Source: RefSeq, a predicted model, not a curated record